This is a messenger RNA of Talpa occidentalis (Iberian mole), 936 nucleotides long. RefSeq names its product olfactory receptor 9Q1-like. Gene Ontology annotation, molecular function: odorant binding; G protein-coupled receptor activity; olfactory receptor activity. NCBI's taxonomy places the organism in Eukaryota, Metazoa, Chordata, Mammalia, Eulipotyphla, Talpidae. The coding region runs from base 1 to 936 and encodes 311 amino acids. Gene Ontology annotation, cellular component: membrane. Gene Ontology annotation, biological process: sensory perception of smell; G protein-coupled receptor signaling pathway. The transcript has a single exon. The record is from RefSeq and is a predicted model, not a curated record.
AUGGCCAAGAAGAACCUCACCUUAGUGACCGAAUUUCUCCUGGUGGCCUUCACAGAGCAUCCCGAACGGGCGCUCCCUCUCUUCUUCAUGUUUCUCUUUAUCUAUCUCAUCACCUUGCUGGGGAACCUGGGCAUGAUUAUCCUUAUCCGCCUGGACUGCCGGCUGCAGACCCCAAUGUACUUCUUUCUGAGUCACCUCUCCUUCAUGGACAUCUGCUACUCGUCUGUCACUGUGCCCCAGAUGAUGGCUGUGCUGCUGGAGCGCGGCGUGGCUCUAUCUUACACCCGCUGCGCGGCACAGUUCUUCCUCUUCACCUUCUUUGGCUCCAUCGACUGCUACCUCCUGGCCCUCAUGGCCUAUGACCGCUAUGUGGCCGUGGGUCAGCCCCUGCUCUAUGUCUCCAUCAUGACUCAGAAGGUCCGUUUGGGUUUCGUGGCUGGGGCUUACGUGGCUGGUUUCUUCAGUGCCUUGGUGCGGACGGUCUCGGCUUUCUCUCUCACUUUCUGUGGCACCAAUGAGAUUGACUUUAUUUUUUGUGACCUUCCUCCUCUUUUAAAGCUGACCUGUGGGGACAGCUAUACCCAGGAAAUGGUAAUUAUCGUGUUUGCCAUUUUUGUUAUUCCUGCCUGCAUGGUGGUAAUCUUGGUGUCCUACCUGUUUAUCAUCGUGGCCAUUUUGAGGAUCCCCUCAGCUGGGGGCCGGGCCAAGACCUUCUCCACCUGCGUCUCCCACCUCACUGCUGUAUCGCUCUUCUUUGGCACUCUCAUCUUCAUGUACCUGAGGGAUAACUCUGACCAGUCCUCACAGCAGGAUCGAGUGGUGUCUGUGUUCUACACAACAGUGAUCCCCAUGCUGAACCCCCUCAUCUACAGCCUGAGGAACAAGGAAGUGAAGGAGGCCCUGAGGAAAAUCCUCAGCAUAGCCAAGUUAUCCUGA